AUGAGAUUUUCAACUUUCAUUGACCAAACUGAGGUGAUUGUCCUGGUUGACUUAGGGAGUACACACAAUUUUAUGGACUCCAAAGUGGCUAAAAGGUUGAAUUUGGCAAUGGAAAAGGCAAGUACACUAAGGAUGAUGGUGGUUAAUGGAGUUAAAUUGUCAACUCAGGGAUUGUGUAGAGUUGUCCAGUGGAAAGCACAAGACUACACUUACUAUGCCCUCAGUUCAGUUGCCCAAGACUUGCAAGCCUUACUCAAUGAGUUUGAGGAUGUAUUCCAAACUCUUAAAGGACUACCUCCUAAUCGGUUACAUGAUCAUAGGAUCCCAUUGAUAGAUGAAACAAAGGAAGUGUUACAAUUUUUGAGGUUCAACCAGCUUUAUGCUAAAAGAACUAAGUGUACCUUUGGAGCAACUCAAGUUAAGUAUCUAGGACACAUUAUUUCUAGGGGAGUAGUUAGCAUGGAUAAGGUAAAAGUGAAGAGUGUUCUCAGUUGGUCUACUCCACAAUCUGUAAGGGAACUGAGUGGCUUCCUUAGCUUGUCAAGUUAUUAUAGAAGGUUCAUCAAGGGAUAUGGUUUGUUGGCCAAGCCUCUCACUACUUUGUUGAAGAAGGAUGUUGUAUGGAAAUGGACUGAGCUUGCACAGACAACCUUUGAACAGCUUAAGGAAGCCAUCUAUCAAGCACCAGUCUUGGCUUUGCCUAAUUUCUAA
Messenger RNA from Gossypium raimondii (Peruvian cotton), 711 nucleotides. RefSeq lists its product as uncharacterized. NCBI's taxonomy places the organism in Eukaryota, Viridiplantae, Streptophyta, Magnoliopsida, Malvales, Malvaceae. The transcript is spliced from 3 exons. The record is from RefSeq and is a predicted model, not a curated record. The coding region runs from base 1 to 711 and encodes 236 amino acids.